UUGAAUUAAAGCCUGUGUAAUUUAAUUUUCUCUUUCUAAUUUUCCCAAUGAAAUUUGGAUUGCAGGGCGAUGAAACAGAGUGCAAUGAGAAACAAUAAUGUCUAUGAACAAUGUGUACAAGGUCCACUCUUGGUUCAUCAAGAUUGGCACCCACAACCACCCUCUCUCCCUCCGACGCCUCCUUCUAUGGUGCUCUGCAACACCAUCCCACGAAAGCUUACCCUACGCCCGCUCUCUCUUCGCCCACUUUCCCUCUCCGGACACCUUCGCUUACAACACCAUCAUCAGAGCCCACGCAACAUCCCACUCCUCUUGCUCCCAUGCGCUCUCAUUCUUCACCCAAAUGCGUAGGCAUGGCGUCCCGCCUGAUAACUUCACCUUCCCAUUUCUUCUCAAGGCCUGCGCUCGCCUCCAACUGGGUCAGGACCUGCAUGCACUUAUUCUCAAGCUUGGGUUUGAUUCAGAUAUUUAUGUUCAGAACGCAUUGCUUAGUUUUUAUGGGGGUUGUGGGUCGGUUGAGCCUGCACUGAACAUGUUCCAUGAAAUGCGUGAGAGAGACUUGGUUUCUUGGUCUUCCAUGAUUGCUUGUUUUGCCAACAAUGGGUUUGCAUACGAAGCUCUUGCCUUGUUUCAGCAAAUGCAGCUUGCAGAGAAUGUGAUGCCAGAUGAGGUUACUAUGCUCAGUGUAAUUUCACCUGUUUCGAUGUUGGGGGAAAUUGAAUUGGGGGAGUGGGUUCAUCAAUUUAUUCACAGAAAUGGGCUAGAACUUACUGUUUCAUUGGGAACUGCUUUGAUCGACAUGUUUUCGAGAUGUGGCUCCAUUGAUAAAUCUAUCAGAGUGUUUGAUGAAAUGCCACUGAGGAAUGUGCGCACAUGGACAGCAUUGAUUAGUGGCCUUGCAGUGCAUGGCCGCAGCAGAGAAGCUCUGAGGGUCUUUUAUGAGAUGAAAGAAUCUGGCUUGCAGCCAGAUCACAUUGUUAUAACUGGGGUUUUAGUGGCAUGCAGUCAUGGAGGCCUUGUUGAUGAUGGUUGGAGGGUUUUCAAAAGCAUUGAAGAUGAGUACGGCCUGAAGCCAACGCUUGAGCAUUAUGGUUGCAUAGUCGACCUGCUUGGCCGGGCUGGCUUGCUUCACGAAGCUUACGAGUUCGUGGAGAAAAUGCCGGUAAGGCCGAAUCCAGUAGUUUGGAGGACUUUGCUUGGAGCAUGUGUAAAUCAUAACCAUCUUGCAUUGGCUGAGAGAGUGAAGGAGAGGGUCCAGGAGCUAGAUCCUUACCAUGAUGGAGAUUAUGUGCUUUUAUCUAAUGCUUAUGGGGGAGCCGGGAGAUGGGUUGAAAAGGAAAAGGUUAGGACUUCAAUGAGGGCAAAGAGAAUUAACAAGAACCCUGGAUAUAGUUUAAUCAGUGUAGAUCAUGCCAUUCAUGAGUUUGUAUCAGGGGCUAACUCUCAUCCCCAAUUUGAGGAUAUUAUAGAAUUCUUGGAGAGCAUAAUUGAAAGUAUAAGAGACACAGGUUAUACUCCUCAUACAUCAAAUGUGUUGCAUGACAUUGAAGAGGAGGAGAAGGAGCAAUGUCUUGGUUAUCAUAGUGAGAAAUUGGCUGUGGCUUUUGCCCUUCUGAGUGUCAAGGAUAGUAGGACGAUUCGGAUCAUGAAGAACCUCCGAAUAUGUCGUGACUGUCAUUCGUUCAUGAAGCAUGUUUCAGAAAAAUUCGGUAGAGAAAUUAUCGUUCGUGAUCGAAACCGAUUCCAUCAUUUUAUCAAGGGAUCAUGUUCUUGUCAGGAUUAUUGGUGAUAGAUGGCUUGUAAUAUCAUCUAUCAGAUUGCUCAUAAAUUUUGCUUACCCUCCUUUUUCU
Prunus mume (Japanese apricot) is the source of this 1850-nucleotide messenger RNA. Its product is annotated as pentatricopeptide repeat-containing protein At4g21065. NCBI's taxonomy places the organism in Eukaryota, Viridiplantae, Streptophyta, Magnoliopsida, Rosales, Rosaceae. The record is from RefSeq and is a predicted model, not a curated record. Gene Ontology annotation, biological process: RNA modification. Gene Ontology annotation, molecular function: zinc ion binding; protein binding; RNA binding.